UAAUAAUAUACAUACACGCAUUGUUUGUUGCAGAAAGAGCCAAAAGCAACUAAAAGCUUCUCCCUUUCUUUGCUAAUUAGCUUGUGAUGCAGAGAAACAAGCAGACCCAGAAGAAGAACGGUGCUUGAAUCUGGUGGUUGGUUCGAAAAUCCUUUAUGGAUUCGAAAAGGCUUUCUGGGUUUGUUUUUGUUUCAGUUUUUGUUCUACUUCUACUUUGCAAUACUUGUUCUGUGAGAGCUGGGGAUAUAGUUCACGAUGAUGAAAAUGCUCCUAAGAAGCCCGGUUGUGAAAACGACUUCGUUUUGGUGAAAGUUCAAACUUGGGUUAAUGGCGUGGAGGAUCGUGAAUUUGUUGGUGUUGGUGCCAGAUUUGGCACUACUAUUGUAUCAAAGGAAAAAAAUGCAAAUCAAAUUCGCCUAACCCUUUCUGACCCUCGGGAUUGUUGCAGUACACCAAAGAAUAAGCUUGCUGGAGAUGUCAUCAUGGUGGACCGGGGAAAGUGCAAAUUCACAACUAAGGCAAAUAUUGCACAAGCUGCUGGAGCUUCAGCUGUCCUAAUCAUAAAUAACCAGAAAGAACUUUACAAGAUGGUUUGUGAGCCAGAUGAAACAGAUCUAGAUAUUCAUAUACCAGCAGUCAUGCUACCACAGGAUGCUGGUGCUAGCUUGCAGAAAAUGCUAAUGAAUACUUCUUCAGUGUCUGUGCAACUGUACUCUCCACGGCGUCCUAUAGUCGACAUUGCGGAAGUGUUUUUGUGGCUGAUGGCAGUUGGUACAAUCUUGUGUGCAUCUUAUUGGUCUGCAUGGACUGCCAGAGAAGCAGCUAUUGAACACGACAAGAUAUUAAAGGAUGCUGCCGAUGAAAUUCCCAGUACCAAAUACAGUGGUUCAGGUGGUGUAGUAGACAUCAGCACAACAUCAGCAGUCCUGUUUGUUGUUAUUGCUUCAUGUUUUUUAAUCGUACUUUACAAACUCAUGUCAUACUGGUUCGUUGAGCUUUUGGUGGUUCUUUUCUGCAUUGGUGGUGUAGAGGGUUUGCAAACUUGCUUGGUUGCUUUAUUGUCUAGGUGGUUCAAACACGCUGCUGAAUCAUAUGUUAAAGUGCCUAUCUUAGGAGUAAUCUCGUACCUAACUUUGGCUGUCACUCCAUUCUGCAUAGUAUUUGCUGUUCUUUGGGCAGUUUAUCGCAAUGUUUCCUUUGCCUGGAUAGGUCAAGACAUCCUUGGAAUUGCAUUGAUAAUCACAGUUCUUCAAAUAGUCCGCAUACCCAAUCUCAAGGUUGGUACAAUCCUUCUCAGUUGUGCCUUCUUGUACGACAUCUUCUGGGUGUUUGUUUCCAAAAAGUUGUUCCAUGAAAGUGUGAUGAUUGUGGUAGCUCGUGGUGACAAGAGUGGAGAGGAUGGUAUUCCAAUGCUACUGAAAAUCCCACGCAUGUUUGAUCCAUGGGGUGGUUACAGCAUCAUUGGAUUUGGUGACAUCCUACUACCUGGACUUCUUGUAGCAUUUUCACUCAGGUAUGAUUGGCUCGCAAAUAAGAGUCUCCGAGCUGGAUACUUCUUGUGGGCAAUGUUAGCUUACGGAUUAGGUCUUCUCAUUACAUAUGUGGCAUUGAACUUGAUGGAUGGACAUGGCCAGCCAGCACUGCUUUACAUUGUCCCGUUCACACUUGGGACUUUUCUAGCAUUAGGGAGGAAGAGAAGAGACUUAAGGAUUUUGUGGAGCAAGGGAGAACCAGAUAGGCCGUGUCCUCAUAUCCAACUCCAGCACGCUCAAGAAUCCGAUCAAGAUAAAUAGGAUAUAACCUUGUAAAAAUAUUACAGGCUUGUAUGUUUUAGGAAUCUGGUUAAGCGGUUUGCAACAUAUGUGUAAUAUGUUCUAGUGUGGUAAGCAAGCUCUCAUUACCCUUUGAAUUGAGCAGGACUUAGUAUAAAUAGUGCAUCUUCAUUUUCUUCA
Messenger RNA from Ziziphus jujuba (common jujube), 1952 nucleotides. RefSeq names its product signal peptide peptidase-like 2. Gene Ontology annotation, cellular component: lysosomal membrane; cytoplasmic side of endoplasmic reticulum membrane; Golgi-associated vesicle membrane. NCBI's taxonomy places the organism in Eukaryota, Viridiplantae, Streptophyta, Magnoliopsida, Rosales, Rhamnaceae. Gene Ontology annotation, molecular function: aspartic endopeptidase activity, intramembrane cleaving. Gene Ontology annotation, biological process: membrane protein proteolysis. Bases 156 to 1793 code for a protein of 545 amino acids. The transcript has 14 exons. The record is from RefSeq and is a predicted model, not a curated record.